Sparassis crispa is the source of this 2079-nucleotide messenger RNA. Its product is annotated as ATP-dependent RNA helicase dbp6. Gene Ontology annotation, cellular component: nucleus. Gene Ontology annotation, molecular function: ATP binding; nucleic acid binding. NCBI's taxonomy places the organism in Eukaryota, Fungi, Basidiomycota, Agaricomycetes, Polyporales, Sparassidaceae. Bases 1 to 2079 code for a protein of 692 amino acids. The transcript is spliced from 11 exons. The record is from RefSeq and is a predicted model, not a curated record.
AUGAGCGCUGCUCAGGUUAUGUCAGCCACCGAUGCGCCAAUAGUAAAGCCAAAGGUCAAAACAAGGGCCAAACAAAGAUAUUUGAAAGCCAAGAAAGAAAGACGUAAACAACGAAAGGGUCUUGCCACUGUACCGGAGAAGGCUGCUGAAGAACAAUCAUACGUGUUGCCGGUGGGGGUUGAAACUGACGAGGACUCUGAGGAACAUGAGAUUGACCGUCACGCAUCGGAAGCAAGCGACCAUGAGCUCGAGCGUGGAGAGGCAGCACAGAAGGAGAAUAGACCCAAAAAAAGACGCAAACUGAACAGUUCUGAUAAGGGCGACAGUGGACCGACUACACCUACUUCCACAGAUCGCAGCAAAACGGAAUACAGGGAAGUGGCACUUACGGUACAGGAUUAUCCACGCGGACAAUCGCCAACGCCCAAAGCAAUCCUUCCCUCAUUUUCUCUGCCUUCUCAACCGGAUGCCCCGUCAAAGUCGGUCCUCGCUUUGCAGGGUAUCGACAAAGCUUUGGUGGAAGCCGAAGUUAUCGACCCCGCCCAAGUCAUGGGAUUUUCAUCUACAGCUAAUGCCAACAAUGGAACACAAUUGAGCGAAAGGACAAGAAAGAGACUUGCAGAUCUGGGUAUCUCCGAACUGUUCGCUGUGCAAACGGCAGUUGUUCCCUUUCUUCUGUCAACAGACCGCCUGAAGUCGCUUUACCUCCCUUACGAUCCCCCAAACGAUGUCUGUGUCUCGGCGCCUACUGGAAGUGGGAAGACUUUGGCCUAUGUUCUACCCAUUGUGGAAAUCUUGUCGCCACGGAUCGUCAUUCGUCUCAGGACACUCGUGGUUCUGCCUACACGUGAUUUGGUUAUCCAAGUGCGCGAAACUUUCGAAGCCGUAUCAAAAGGCAGAGGUUUGAAGAUCGGGACAGCUACUGGACAGCACUCUUUUGCUCACGAGCAAGCACAACUCAUUGCAGACAAGUCACCCGGACUGCAGGGGGGCUCAAGCAAGGUGGAUAUUCUAAUCUGCACUCCAGGAAGGCUUAUGGAUCAUCUCAAUGGAAGUCCUAACUUCUCCUUACAGCACCUGCGAUUUCUGGUGAUUGACGAAGCAGACCGUCUUCUCGCACAAUCCUUCCAAGAUUGGUUGGCUCAAGUGCUGGCAGCAACCCGACCUCCACUACGUCAGGAAGAGCCAGACGUGUCUCCCGAUCUUCUCUCAGAGCAGUCAGUUCCCAGUACAGAUGCUCUCUCCCCCGCUUCGCUUCAUCUGCUCCGCGGCGUGCCUGAUAUUUGCACAGAUACGGACGAGAAAAGAGACUCGUCGUGUCAAAAGCUGCUAUUCUCUGCCACCUUGACCAGAGACCCGGCUAAGAUAUCUGCAUUAAAUUUACACAAUCCGAGGUACUUCAUUGUGCAGAGUCGAAAGGAGAGUGCAGUGCCUGAAGAGGCGAGCGUACUGGAUCUAGUAAUGGAGAAAUUCACAAUGCCUGCGGGUUUAACGGAACAUAUGAUUGUGUGCUCGUCUUCUGAGAAGCCAUUGACAUUGUUUCAUCUGGUGCACAACCGCGGUGUCACCAAUGCUCUUGUCUUCACUAAGUCUGCGGAGUCAACAACACGCCUUGUUCGACUGUUCGAAUACUUCGAGGCGGCACGUUCUUCUGAAGACCAGAGUUGCUGUAAUACCGUCGCACGGGCUUAUUCGAGUGAUCUGGGUGCCACCGAGCGGAAAUCCCUCUUGGAAAGGUUCAAGAAACAGGAGAUUGACAUACUCAUCUGCUCAGAUCUUAUAUCCCGUGGGAUUGACAUCAGCCAUGUUUCACAUGUUGUGAGCUACGAUGCUCCUGUGGAUAUGCGAAAGUAUGUACACCGGGUAGGUCGGACAGCACGUGCGGGUCGCUCCGGACAUGCAUGGACCUUAGUUGAGGAACAAGAGGCUCGCUACUUCAAGUCAAUGCUGAAGACAUCCGAUCAUCUGGAUAAAGUCAAGCGAAUAAGGGUCUCGGAUAAGGAUGUUGUUUCCCUUCGAUCUUCGUACGAGAGUGCACUCGAUCAACUGAAGGAGGCGUAUGCUCGCUCGGCGAAUUGA